Molecule: messenger RNA, 1685 nt
Organism: Xyrauchen texanus (razorback sucker)
Lineage: Eukaryota; Metazoa; Chordata; Actinopteri; Cypriniformes; Catostomidae
Gene: cfhl3
Product: complement factor H like 3
Exons: 10
Coding region: 88-1458 (456 amino acids)
Source: RefSeq, a predicted model, not a curated record
UAAUGUUCCCCCCACAUGUAGGCAAAAUGUUCAUACACAAAAAACAAAAGCUACAAUUAUUUGUGAAGUGCACCUUAAUGGUCAAAAAUGAGAGUUACUAUAAAAAUCCUCGGCUUUGCCUUUUUUGUUUUUUCCCUUACAAUUGUGCGAGGUCAAGAAAAAACUUGUCAGCUUGAGUCAAACGGACAUGAAAUAAAACUGAUCAAACCAACGGGAAAAACAAUUUUCAAAGUUGGAGAAAGCGUGGAAAUUACCUGCUCUGAAAGUCACGGACUCUUUUUUAAAAAGGAAACAUAUCGGUUUACAUGUCAAAAGAAUGGGAACUGGGAUUACAGGCCUACUUGUGAAGAGAUUACAUGUGAAGUCCCACUUGACAAGCAUGUGCAUAUCCCAAACUUUUACUUCCAAGGAGACUUGAAAUUGGGAGUACAAAAAACAUACUAUUGUAUGUCUGGAUAUCGUCAAAGGGAGAAGAUGGCCACAUGUACACGGAACGGCUGGAAACCUGAUCCACUAUGUGCUGAGAUUACAUGUGAAGCACCAAAAAUCCCAAAUGCACAGAUUGUGGGAAUCCAGAAACCGUACUACACAAUUUCUUCAAGAUUAUUAUUUCAUUGUCUUCCUGGAUUUAAACCAGAGCAGUUUGUACAAAUCACCUGUGAUUCCAGUGGCCAAUGGUUAGGCAUACAUCACUGCACCAAGGGUACCUGUCCGGAGCAAGAACUCAAAAAUGUUGACAUUUUAUUUGGAUACCCAGGCAAAACUCCACCUUAUCAAUCUGGACAUGUCUUAGUUUUCCAAUGCACUGAUGGGAACAUAAAGAUGUAUGGCCACCGUGCAAUUGAAUGCCAGUCAGAUGGGAGUUGGGAUUACCCAUAUCCACAUUGUAGAGGAACAUUUAAGUGUUCCAAACCAACAAAGCACUUACGGUUUGUGAAAUUGUUAAAUAACAAAAAUGAGUACAACAACUUUGAAAUAUUGAGAUAUGAGUGCAAUAGUCCAUACAAUGAAACAUCAGAAGGAUCUUUGAUUUGUCAAAAUGGAAAAUGGAAUGGAACAUUUGAAUGCACAAGUAAAAUCUGUCCACCACCACUUUACCUUGAACAUGGAGAUUUUGAUGUACAUAGAAAGGAAGGUGAAGUCAUUACACAGGUUUAUUACACUUGCCAACCUUACUAUGUUCUAGACAAGCAACAGGAAUAUUAUAAGUGUCAGAAUAAGAAAUGGGAGACCCCUCCAAAAUGUCUGAAACCUUGUGAAAUUAAUAAGAUUGUUGAGAUGUACAAUCUACUACCCCCCGAGCAAAAGGUCUACGUAAAGCAUGGUGGGAAGUAUAGACUUAACUGCACAUCUGGAUGGAAUACUGGGGGUGCAGAGAGAUUGGAACAUUUGGAUGUGUCAUGUUCAGCUGGGAAUUUACAAAUUGACAAAAGUUGUGAUACAGCAAAUGUAAAUUAAACUGGACUGGUAACUGAGUUUCCCAUGUUAAGAUUUGAAGAUCCUUCGGAUGUAUCCUGAGCAUGAAGAUGGACAGACACACAACUACAGAAGCAAACAUAGACAGACACACUCAAACAAGAUUGUGUUCAUAUGCUUGUAGGUCUUCAUAUUCACAUACAAACUUGUUACACUCUCAAAAAAUAACUGUCAACAUUGCUUCAACACGUUUGUAAUAAAAACUUUCU